Molecule: messenger RNA, 2296 nt
Organism: Micropterus dolomieu (smallmouth bass)
Lineage: Eukaryota; Metazoa; Chordata; Actinopteri; Centrarchiformes; Centrarchidae
Product: arginyl-tRNA--protein transferase 1
Exons: 12
Coding region: 67-1593 (508 amino acids)
Biological process (GO): protein arginylation
Cellular component (GO): cytoplasm
Molecular function (GO): arginyl-tRNA--protein transferase activity
Source: RefSeq, a predicted model, not a curated record
UUGACAUGCAGCAGUAUUUGCCCGGACACCGGGCAGACUCAGCUGUCAUUCGUCUCCGUAUUAAAGAUGGCAGGAAACAAGUCUUACACUAUAGUAGAAUAUUUCGGCGGGGAUGACGGGUACCGCUGUGGUUACUGUAAAAACGAAAAGGGAAACUUUUCUCAUGGGAUGUGGUCUCACACCAUGACUGUACAGGACUACCAAGACCUCAUAGACAGAGGAUGGAGAAGAAGUGGGAAAUAUGUCUAUAAGCCCAUAAUGAACAAGACAUGCUGUCCACAGUAUACUAUCAGAUGUCAUGCACUGAAAUUCCAGCCUUCCAAAUCCCACAAGAAAAUCCUGAAGAAGAUCAGCAAAUUCAUUUCCAAAGGGGAAUUACCAAAAGGACAGGAUGAUGGGGAGCCAAUGGACUCGGUGUGUGAAGAAGCAGGUCCACGCGAACCGAGUAAAGUCUGUCACUCAGAAGUGAAGUGUGCUGCUGCCACAGACAUUCAGAAGGAAUUAGCAGAGUGUCCCGCUAUCUCAGAAGUUCAGAAGGAGGCAGAGGAAGCAACAUCUACCGUCCCAGAAACGUCAAGAAAGGAUCCAGUGUCUGUCCCAGACCGGAGAACAACAACAACUGCUCCUAAACCAGGGGUGGGAGCUGAUGCUAGCCGGCCACCGUGUCGGAAGGCAAAAGACUUGAGGAAGGAGCGACGUCAUCAGAAAGAGCAGAUGAGACAUGACGCGGAUGGGGUCUCUUCCAUUGUGUCUCCUAGCCCACCCACACCAACACACAGCAACCAACCCAAACCUCUGGAAGAUUUCAUCAGUGAGUCAUUGCCUGACAACUCUUCUCAUUGCCUUGAGGUGAGGCUAGUGCCGGUCAGCUUUGAGGACCCUCAGUUCACAGCAUCCUAUCAGCAAUCGGUGGCGCUGUACGCCCGUUACCAGAUGGCCAUUCAUGGUGAUGACCCCAGCGAUUGUAGUGAGAGUGAGUUCCGGAGAUUUCUCUGUGAUUCACCACUAGAGGCUGAAUAUUCUCCAGAUGGGCCCGAGGUGGGCUACGGCUCCUUCCACCAACAAUAUUGGCUGGAUGGGCGCAUAGUUGCGGUGGGCGUGAUCGAUAUCCUGCCUACCUGUGUGUCCUCUGUCUACCUGUACUACCACCCAGACUUUGCCUCACUGUCUCUGGGCUCCUAUUCUGCUCUCAGGGAGAUCGCAUUCACCAGGCAGCUGCAGAAACAGUCCCCCAAGUUGUCCUACUACUACCUGGGCUUUUACAUUCACUCCUGUCCCAAGAUGCGGUAUAAGGGGCAGUACCGGCCUUCAGACCUUCUGUGCCCAGAAACCUUUGUCUGGGUACCAAUAGAGCGAUGCAUUCCCCAGCUUGAGAACGCCCGCUAUGCCCGUUUCAACCAGGAUCCUGAUGCAGGAGAUGCUCGGGUGCUGAAGGACGUGGGCCGAGCCCUGGUGCUAUACAGACGGACCGUCAUGCCCUAUGCAGCCUACUCCCGCAAACGCAAAGGCUCCAGCGACGAGACGGAGGUGCAGCAGUACGCCAGCUUGGUUGGCCAGAACUGUGCUGAAAGGAUCUUGCUCUACCGCGCAUAAACAUACAGCAUGACACCACUGUACCUUUUUAAUAUACGUAAAUAGGCACUUCCCAGCAACAGCAGUCUGUCUGUCUCUGUUUAUGUAUGUCUGUGUCUUCUCACUGUCUGUGAAAGUGCUUUCUGCUGCCUCUCCCAGUAGUCUCACCAUGCUUAGAUCUACACAGGCUGGAACAAUGCAACUCACUGUCUACUGUAGAUAUCUUUUCACCCAUCAGCCUCAUUCAUCUGUUAUGUAUCAUUAAUGUACAUUUUCAUGUAUCAAUGAAUACCACAGCAUCCAGUCUCUGUUUAGUUCAGGUGCAUCUUUUUACAGGGACGCAUCCCUUGAAUGUUUUUUUGAUAAUGUGUGUUCAUCACUUUGCUUUUUUGCGCAAUACUCAAUCCUGAAUGCUUAAGUAUUGAUGUCAUAAAAGCACAUCUAACUACACACAGGUGACAGCUCUCCUAUGAACUGACACAGGUCAAGGCUUAUGUCAGGAUCUUGAAGAGCUUGUUCUCCUUUGAAUGUUCAAUGAUUAUGAUAGUGGUUUUCAGUUGCUUACAUUAAAUCCCAAAACGAUCCCACAGCAUUGUAAAGAUUAUAAACGAAUAACUCAUUGUUUUUUGUCUGUUAUAUUUAUAGCUUAAUUUGCUUUUCUUUUAAUAUUGGCACUGUCGUUUUUGGUUAAAUUAAAUAAGGGGUUGUAUAUUCUCUACUUAGA